AUGCCCUUCAAAAACCAAGAAACACCUUAUUGUCCUCACUGUGGACACGCUGGUUUCCAAGCUGAAUCUGUUUCUGCUGCUGGGAAACAAUGGCACAAGACCUGUUUGACAUGUGGUCUGUGUAAAAAAAUGAUAGAAACAACAACGAUGGUUGAACAUGUGGAGAAUGAGUACUGCAAACAAUGCUAUGCUGGUAAAUUUGGUAUUCGUGGAGUUGAAUUCGGCAUAGAAGAUGGAGCACUUGGAAUGGAUACUGGCGAUCAUUUCAUACACAAGCAAUUUCAUCAUUAG
This is a messenger RNA of Rotaria socialis, 291 nucleotides long. Lineage: Eukaryota; Metazoa; Rotifera; Eurotatoria; Philodinida; Philodinidae. The record is from the annotation of a GenBank genome assembly.